Magnolia sinica is the source of this 789-nucleotide messenger RNA. RefSeq names its product DNA topoisomerase 2-like. The coding region runs from base 40 to 552 and encodes 170 amino acids. The record is from RefSeq and is a predicted model, not a curated record. Gene Ontology annotation, molecular function: ATP binding; DNA binding; DNA topoisomerase type II (double strand cut, ATP-hydrolyzing) activity. NCBI's taxonomy places the organism in Eukaryota, Viridiplantae, Streptophyta, Magnoliopsida, Magnoliales, Magnoliaceae. The transcript has 4 exons.
AGUGUUGCAAGAGCAAGUGAUUAUGAGAAUCUACCAUUGAUGCCGAUUGAAACCUUGAUGCUACAAAAGGUUCAAGAACUGUUGGCUGAAAAGGGAAAGCAAGAAAUGGAGGUGGAGGAAUUGAAGAAGGAAACUCUGAAGUCUUUAUGGAUGAAAGAUCUUGAUGCUUUCAUUACGACACUUGAUGAGCAUGAGAAGGAAGAAGCCCAAGUGGAGGAGGUGAUAGGACAGAUGAAGGGUAGGGCAGGCAAGCCUCUCGCUAAGGCUUAUAGACAAGUUGGAAAGAAUCCAAGAAAGAGCAACACCAAGAAAGCCAAUGAAGUAGAUACUAUUGUUGAAUCUGUAGCAUCAGUUAGUACUACAGCUAAAACUGGACAUGUUUCUGAGGGGGUAAAACCCAAAGGUAGGGGAGCUCUGAAGAAGGCUCCUGCUAGAAAUCAGAAAAUGCCGACUACCGUUGAUAGUGAAGAGGAAGAUGAUGAGGUGCUCGAGCUGAAAGAACGACUGACAACGUAUAACAUUGAUUCUCCUUCAGAUCAAAUAGGUAAAUGAUCAUCCAUGUGCAGUAAGCUUUCAGAUCAAAGUGAAGCUGAGAAUAGGGUGUUAAUUGAUUGGAAAUUGAUAACCAGUAGAUGCACAUCCAUGGAGUUUUCGCUUGCGAUUGUUGAGAAGCUAUUUGGCUGCGAGAAGGCAUUGGAUCUUGCUGUUAAUGAGAACUUUAAAUAGACAUAACUAUUAUGUUGGCAAUGUAUUUUUGUGAAUGGAAAUGAAUUAUUAUGUUUGAUUCAA